Molecule: messenger RNA, 3717 nt
Organism: Micropterus salmoides (largemouth bass)
Lineage: Eukaryota; Metazoa; Chordata; Actinopteri; Centrarchiformes; Centrarchidae
Product: serine/threonine-protein kinase NIM1
Exons: 3
Coding region: 1567-2904 (445 amino acids)
Biological process (GO): intracellular signal transduction; microtubule cytoskeleton organization; protein phosphorylation
Cellular component (GO): cytoplasm
Molecular function (GO): tau-protein kinase activity; ATP binding; protein serine/threonine kinase activity
Source: RefSeq, a predicted model, not a curated record
UUAUUAUUAUUUAUUAUUUUUCAUAUUUGUCUUUAUUUCACUCAUCUCACAUAUAGAUAAAUUGUUUUGUAAAAUUUGAAUGUUAGCUUUGUUCUCAUUGUUAUUGCAAAGGAGACAUUCAUUUACUUCAAUUCACCAGUGUUUAGCCAUGAUAUGCUGCUUCAAGUUUUUUGUGUUUUUCGCAAAAAUCUUAAAACCACAUUGCUUGCCGUCUGACAUAAUUAGGCACUCAUUUUUUUUGUCCGCCUCACUGUAUUUGAAAUGGGACCAAAUAUCUAAGUGCCUAUUUCUCCCUAGCAUGCUGUGUUCAUCACCAUAGUUCACAUCCUCCAGUAACGUUUUCCUCGAGCACCAGAAUGAAUGAAUGAACACUGUUCAAGUGAAAAUUCCGAGGGAGAAAAUAUGGCCUGUAAUAUUUUGUCUCCUCAUUAUACUGACAAAAAGAUAUUUUAGUAACGUUUUUAUUUUAUGGAUUACAUUUUAGUCUCGUAAUUUUUCGUCAACAAUAUUGCAUGUUAAGAUAGUCACAGUCAGUGUUUAAGUACAUUGUUUAAGUAACGUCUCGUCAUCGUCUCGUUAUAGUCAUGGAAAAAAAGCUCGUUGACCAAUAUAUUUCCAAAGUAACACUAGUUUCCACCGUGGUCCAAAGACCUGCGAAAAUUAGGCAAAUUAACCAGCUGGCGUAUAUGCCUUACAAAGUGAUGGACUGGCAUCGUUAUUUAGUAACACCGAUCCAUGAGCAAAAUUUACAAAUGAAAAUCAGAUUUGAUUGGAGCCAUCAUGUUCUUAAAAGAACCCCGGCACAGAGAAAGAAAAGCAAACAUAAAAUUGCAACAGUGUGGAAGGUCAUUUCCAGUCGACAAGAGCUGCUGAUCAACUGCAGCACUCACAUCUGUGUCAACCUGAGCAUUGGGGGAAUGUGAUUUUUAACGAGCUUGAUUACCUGCUGUAAUUAGCUGGACCAUUUGUUUUGGAGAGGAGGAGACCGACUUCGGCUCAGUGUAGAAACCUCCUGACUGAUGAAAACUUAAAACAACAACUUUGGACACAGUAUUUAGCAUAAAUCCAUCCAUAGACACACCGCUGCACUCUGGCUGCUAUUUCCGAGCUCUAAAUAAAAUACCGCAGCAGACUUGUGUUUGCUAUCUGACUGUUGAUUGUGAUUUAUUGGUGUGCAAACAACGGUGGAAACGAGAGGUACAGUAGCAGAAAAAAGCCAACAUGCUAGAUUUAAAGCCAGUAACCUCUACUCGUCCAUUCAGAAAUUCAUUGCGUUUCCACCGCAAUGAAUUCCUCCAAAGGUUCCUAAAAGGUUUGUUUGGCGGCUUUAGACUUCAAUAGUCAAUGGUACAAAUAAACUUAAGAGGGUUUCCGGCUAACAUUUCCCCCAACAAAAGCAAUGUCGCCAAAGUACAUUGAUACAUUACUGUUGUCUAAUUUUGUUAUGUGGAACAGGGUCCACAUGCUUCUUUCAAACACUGGUGCUGACUGAUUUUUUCAGGCCUCUGCAAAGCCACAUCUCUGCUCUGCUUUCAAAUGAUUUCUUGAUUCUUAAAAUGCUCUUAAAUGUCUUUUCCAGCCAUCAAAAUGCGCCUAUGGCCAAAGCAGAAAGUGGGCAAAAAAUCCAAAGAUGAGGCUCCAAAGGUGGAAAAGACAGCCAAGGCCCCUUCUGCUGCUGCCAUAUGUGCCAUCCCACCGCUGUCCGAAGCAGAGAGAACUAAGCAGUCACCGUUUGAAAGGAUUGUCUAUGACAUGGCGCACAACGAGAAGGUCGUCAACGACCUGAUGCUCGGUCGAAGAGUUGGUUUCUACGAGCUGCGUGGAGAUAUCGGGCAGGGAAAUUUCUCUACAGUCAGGUUGGGCAUCCAUGCCUUGACGAAAGAGCGAGUAGCUAUCAAAGUCAUGGACAAGCUGCGUCUGCAUAAGAAGAACCAGCCGCUGACUUCCUCAGAGAUCAGCUGCAUGGAGAAGCUGUGCCAUCCCAACAUAGUGCGGCUUUACGAGGUUUUUGAGACCAGCAGGAAGCUGUAUCUGGUGAUGGAGUAUGGCAGUGGUGGAGACCUGUUCACCCGAAUCACCACCAGGGGGAAGUUGAACGACCUGGAAACCAAGCUGAUCUUUGCACAAGUCAUGUCUGCUGUUAAACACAUGCAUGAAAACAACAUCGUCCACAGAGACCUUAAGGCGGAAAACAUCUUCUACACCACCAGCUACUGCAUCAAGGUCGGAGAUUUCGGCUUCAGUACAGAGAGCGGCCCUAAUGAGCUCCUCACCAAUUUCUGUGGCUCUCCCCCAUACGCUGCUCCUGAAUUGUUUAAGGAUAAAGGUUACAUUGGACGCCAUUCAGAUACCUGGGCUUUAGGUAUUCUCUUGUACUUCAUGGUGACGGCCACUAUGCCCUUUUUUGGGGACAACCUGGGGAGGCUCAAGCGCUGCAUCCUUCAGGGGGCCUACAGUAUCCCUGAUUAUGUGCCCAAUCCAUGCCAGCUUGUCAUUAAGGGCAUGCUGCGGCCUGUCCCUGUUGAUCGCUCUUCUCUCACACAGAUUGCAAACAGUGCUUGGCUGAAGGGGAUUGAGUACCCUCGUCCGCACGUCUUGCUGCCUCUGACCCCGGCCCACUUUGCUCAGGCCAACCAGGAUCUGUGUGUGGAGGAGCAGGAGGUGAAGGAUUUGCUGUCAGAUCUGGGUAUUGUGACAUUCCACUUCCAAAACAAUCCCUGCUUAGACUGCAGGAGCCCACUGACGGGGACCUACCGGAUCCUUCUCCAUCAGGUCCAGAAGAAGAGGUCAGUGGAGGCCGUAGGUUACACAGCAUUUCAACCUGAGGAUUUUGGGAGUAAGAAGAAGUGGUCUGUAGCAUCUGUGGACAAACACACUCCUUCGGCUGUGUGUGUUGUACUGUAAUGAGAAAUAACUGGACUGGAAUUUAGUUGUGGUGGCUACACUGGAUCACAUACACAUGUGCCCAUUUACUCCCAGGCAGUCCUUCAAUGACUUCAAGCUCCCUUAACCAGUAAGGCAUUAUGUUACAUGUUGAGAAGAAUUCAAGUUGUUUUGUGCAAAACUUGACACAUGGAGGUUGGAGGGUUCUUCUGCUCCACACUGUAAAUCACUUACAGCUUACAGAUUAGAGCACCUAGCUAUGGCUCUCUGAUUAUGUCACCAACCACAAGCUUACUGACGCAAACCAUUCAUCAAUCACUGUAUGGCCAUCAGCAUCUUCCAAUCCUUCUUAGUGCAUACAUCUACUGAACUAAUCCAAGGCCAUGUGUAAUCCUUAUAAGGGAGACUCUGAGAACAUGCUUAGUCCAACAAAAUGAAACCUGAGACUAUGGCUAAAAAAAAUAUGUAUGGGGAAAGAAAUACUUUUGAGCAAAAUUAGGACCACAUGAGGCCAGAACAACAGACCUGAAAGCCAGUCUGCAGCCAUAUUAAAUAUUUUUAAACACAGAAACUGAUGCCUAAAAUGCCUUCAUGUAAUGUAGAUAUUUAUUAAAUAUUUAUGAUUGUCAAAAUGUCUGAAGUACACAGAAGUUUUGCACAGUCUUAAAACAAAUUUGGUUGAUAUCUGUGUUAAGUAUUAUGCUAGUGUUUUAUGGCAAUAUUUUUAUAAAUUUAUGACAGAUACUGGCCUGAACUUCCUGUCACUCUGUAUUAAUAAUUAUACCAUUGAGUAAGACCAAAUUAAUUUGGAAUAAAACAAUUUUCAAACAAUGA